Chara braunii is the source of this 2299-nucleotide messenger RNA. The record is from the annotation of a GenBank genome assembly. Lineage: Eukaryota; Viridiplantae; Streptophyta; Charophyceae; Charales; Characeae.
GACGAAGGGUGAGAUGCUGCGGAGAGUCCGUCUGAGACAGCAAAGACCGGAAGAUGGAUGAGGCGAAGCAAGCGGGGGCCGUUCCUGUGGCCAACCCUGGAAUCGAACCCCUGACUUCUCCUGUAGUACUUGGAGAACUUCAAGUCGGAUCACGACUUGACCAGGGCAUCAUUCAACGGGUCUCUUGGGCGAGUAAUCUUGGGUUCGAACCCAUUCCUGGUCCUGCAACACAUGGGGAACUUCAAGGCGGAUCACCACCGAGGACGAACGAGGCCAAACAAUCGAUGAUCAUGGCUCCUUCAACAACAAACCCUUUGUUCGAGCCUGUUCCCUGGCCUGCACUGCCUGAAGUAGGGGAAGAAGGCGAAGUAAGGGAAGAAGGUGAAGAAGGGGGUGAAGAAUGUGAACAAGGGGAACCGCAGUCGUACAAGGCCAACGACCAAGCAGCUGAGGCUCCUGCGAGUGCGAGUGGUUCAGGCCCUUCAGGGUUCCAACCCAUUCCUGCUUCUGUGAUAGACGGAAGUUCUCAAGAAUUUCAACUUGAAGGCGGAUCAUCACCGGACGAGGGCAAAGAAGCGGUGACUCCCGAGAGCAACCCUGGGUUCGAACCCGUUCCCUCUCUUCAGUGUCUUGCAGUAGACAAACGACUUGAAGGGGAAACACGGGUGCAUGGGCGCUAUGGGCCCAACCAAGGAGAAGCGGCCCCUGCGAGUAAUCCUGGGUUCGAACCGAUUCUUGGUCCUGGAAUAGAUGGAGAAGGCGGACUGCUGAAGACCAACGACAGCAAACACGCUGAGCCUCCUGCGACUAACGCCGGGAUCGAACCGCUUCUCCGUCCUGUGAUGGAUGGGGAAUCCGGAUCGCGGCUCGAACAAGCUGAUUGGAACCGUGCGCAAGGAUCGCGAUCCGUUGCUAUACUCGCGGAGGAGGAUGGGGAGGGGGAGGAUUGGGAUCGGGACCAGACCGUGAGGAAUGUAAGAAAAGUCGGGAGCUUCCCGGGAGAGACCUUUGCUCGGGCCAAAGGUGGGGAGGAGGAGGAGGAGGAGGAGGAGGAGGAGGAGGAGGAGGAGGAGGAGGAAGAAAAGGCAGACGCGAACACAUGCGCGAUGACAGAUUCACUAUGUGCCAUAGAACAAGGAGAAGAAGAGAAUGGAGGAGGAGAAAGAGGACGAGAAGCCAGACGAGGAGGAGGAGGAGGAGGAGGAGGAGGAGGUGGAGGAGGUGGAGACAGUAAAGUGGAGGGUCACGUUUUGCCAGACAAUGAGGAGACAGUUAAGGAGAGACUAGGAUUUACGGGAGAGAGGAAACGUAGGGAAGACUGUGAGAAGGACAGAAUGAAAGCUAGAGAGAGUUUGGAGAAGAGAAUCGGGGAGAGAAUGGGAGAGAGAGAGGGUAUCACAGACAAUGAGACUGUUCUGGUAAAGAAAGAGAAGCUGGUCACUGUCGAGAGAGAGAGGCUGGGUCAAUCAAGGAGGUUGAAAGAGAGAGAGAGAGAGUGGAUAAAGGAGAGAUUCCCAGAGAUAGCCGAUGAUGAAAGCCCAUGGGAGAGUACUCCACCCACUGUCAGUCCAACCACUUCCACCUGGACCACCUCCACCUCCACCUCCACCCCCACCUCCAACCCCACCCCCUCCACCUCUUCCACCGCCACACCAGGUGCAACGCGCGUGAUGAGGACAAGGGGCUCGUCGUUGAGCAGCCUGACGUCGGAGGUUGCAGUCGCGAUCCCGACGAGAUCGAGCAUCGACUGCAGGAUCUGCGGAGGAGAGAGAGGUGAGAUGAUUGAGCCCUGCUCUUGCAGCGGGCCCGCGGCGCGAGUGCACGUGGACUGCUUGCAGCAGUUGAUUCACAGGCGACGACGGGCCAAUGCUCCAGAUCCCGACAAGUGCGAGCAGUGUCGCAGUUAUUAUCGCGUCCGGAUCGAGACCGUCGUCGAUUACAGUCUCCGCCGGCUUUGCUCCACUGACUCCGUCUGCUGCUACGGCGAAUUUAUAGCCAUCGUUGUCACGUUGGCGUAUCUUCUCGUUAUCUUCCUCUUCAUGCUGAGGAAGUAUCAGGGAAAGUCCUAUGUAGCGUAUAUGGCUACCAUCCUUGCCGGAGUAACUGGGGUGUUCAUAGGGGGGUUAACGGUGGUCAAAUUGUACAGAAGUUGGAGGGAGAAAAAUACCGUCACAAUUGUUUGGCCACUCUCACCGCCAAGAGACUUCGUUUAGAGGGAGAGGGGUGGGGUCGGGGAGGGGAGGGGAGGGGAGGGGGGGGAGGUUAACCAAAAAAAAAAAAGCCGCGAGGGAACCCCGUU